GCUGUUUUGGGUAGUUACCUAUCUACGCAUUUCUCUAUCAUGUGAUUCAUGCUAUGUUCAUAUUGUAUGAAGAAGAUAGGUUUGGUUUUGUUGUGGGGGUUAUUGGACAGGGUUCAAUACGGGAGGAUGGAAUUAUUGCUUCUGUUCAUUUGGGAGCAGAGUUGCGUUGGCUACGUUUCGGUGUCAUGGCUACUAUACUAAUUGGCUGGGCUGGCGGGACCUGGUAUGUUAUGCCUCGUAGUGGAAGACUGAAGCUUGGUUAUGAUGCAUUAUUCUCUGGCUAGAAUCUUCUCGUAUUGUUUGAUGUGAUGUCUGUAUGAGGACUGGACUCAUUUGAAUACUUUUGGAUGGAGCGGUUGGUAGGCUAUUCUUCAGAUAUUUCAGUUCACGCGCUGUAGCAGAGGGGCGUACGUGUACGCUGAUAUCGUAAGUGAGUACCUCUUAGGCUUGCUUAUGUUAGG
Molecule: messenger RNA, 461 nt
Organism: Aspergillus vadensis CBS 113365
Lineage: Eukaryota; Fungi; Ascomycota; Eurotiomycetes; Eurotiales; Aspergillaceae
Exons: 1
Coding region: 54-284 (76 amino acids)
Source: RefSeq, a predicted model, not a curated record